Molecule: messenger RNA, 5402 nt
Organism: Silurus meridionalis
Lineage: Eukaryota; Metazoa; Chordata; Actinopteri; Siluriformes; Siluridae
Gene: plekhg5b
Product: pleckstrin homology domain containing, family G (with RhoGef domain) member 5b
Exons: 22
Coding region: 266-3646 (1126 amino acids)
Biological process (GO): endothelial cell migration; Rho protein signal transduction
Cellular component (GO): endocytic vesicle; axon; plasma membrane
Molecular function (GO): guanyl-nucleotide exchange factor activity
Source: RefSeq, a predicted model, not a curated record
AAUGGGGGAGGAUUCAACACAACCCGAAGCAAGCUACAGGACGCUGAUAGUUAAAGAAAAAUAAAGAAAGAACUCAAAUAAAAACCACCCUUAUUUUUAGAUGGAAAAAAUGGAAAGAAAUUGGCGAACAAAAGACACAAUGAAGGACAUUUGAAUGUAGUGCAGGAGGAGCUGCUCGGUAUGGAAACACUAGUCCACUUGCAAUCAACGCAACAGUUGCUUGUGUAAAGGAAUUCCUAGAAUAAAUUCGACAAAGCAGCCGAAUAUGGUUCCCAGUAAGUGGACUAUGAGCACAGCACUCCAUCACAAAUCCCCUCCGAAAAGUUGGCUUGGAAUCCGGCUGCGGCUCAAUGAGAAGUCUGCAGGAGUGGAGGAGUGUGUGGAGUGUCAGCAUCCAGACUGCAGCGAGCGCCGUCGGGCCUCCAAGGUGUGCCAUCACCCCGAGUGUCAGGAUCUGAACAACAAGAGUCCUCUUCACCUGUGCGAGUCAUGCGACUCCCGCUGCCACUUUGACGAGACCCACACCAUGCACUUUGACCGUCACCCUCGCUUCGACCUGCAGCCUCAAAGUUCCAUCCUGGGCCGGAAUGUGUCUACUCGCUCCUGCCCCCCACGCACCAGCCCUCCUUCUGACCUGGAUGAGGAGGAGGAAAGCGGCACAGAGAAAGGGGAGCGUAAGGUGGGACCGAUGAAGAUAAGGAAGAAGGCCCGGAGACGUUAUACUGAUGACCCCACAAAGGAGUGCUUUACUCUCAAAUUCGACCUGAACUUCGACGUCGACACCGAGAUCGUUCCCGCCCUGAAAAAGAAGACACUGAGAGAGGUGCUGGGGCCCGUGUUUGAGCGUAAGGGGAUCGAGUUGUCCCGGGUCGAGUUGUUCCUAGACCAGUCCAACACCCCCCUGUCACUCAGCUUUGAGGCAUACCCUUUUGGAGGACACUACAUCAAAGUCAAAGGUAUGGGCCUGCAUGUUGCAGCUCGUCCUGGUGAUGAGCUGAAGGUGGAGAAGGAAGUGAAGGAGUCUCUCACAAUGCCCAAUAUGAAGAUUUCAGUUGGGGGAAGUCCCUACAUCCUCAAUUCCUCCCUUGACAAGAUCGAACAUGGCUCCCUUACCCGCCAAGAGAGUGUGGAUAUACUGGGUCAGAGUCAAGCACGUCGGCGGAAGAACAUGACCGAAUUCCUGGGUGAUGCCAACAUCCCGUCUCCAGACUCCCUGGCUCAGCUCGGCGGUUCUCUUCCGACCAUCACCUCCUCUGGUUACGACAAACACAAGAACCGCAGUGCGAGUCGCUUUAGCGGUUUCUUCUUCUCCUCCAAGGAGGUGGACCGUGUGGAGCAGCUCAACAAUAGACUACAGAUGUACCAGUAUCAUGGUGUUCCCAAGAUGCAUCCACAACUCUCCUUUCAUCAGGACUCUUGGGAAGAGGAGGAAGUGGAGCCUGACCUGACACUAGAGGACAGCUGGCAGAAGCUACUGGAGAAUCCAGAGAUUCUGAGCAGGCGACAGUUCCACCAGCAGGAGGCGAUAUGGGAACUGUUGAAUACUGAAGCAACCUACAUCAAGAGGCUGAGGGUUAUAACUGAUCUCUUCCAGUGUGGCCUGCUAAACCUGCAGGACUUCGGCCUCCUUAAUGAGGUGGAACCAGCCAAGCUGUUCAGUAACAUCCAGGACCUGGUGCGAGUACACACAGCACUGUGGAGUCAGGUCAUGGUGCCGGCACUGCAAAAAGCUCGCCAAGACCGGAGCCUGCUCGAUCCAACCGAUCUGUUCGAGGGCUUCCAGACUUUUCCAUCUAGGUUCCAGCCGUACCUGCGCUACUGCAUGGAAGAGGAGAGCUGUUUGGAGUACAUGCGCACCCAGCUACGAGACAACGAGCUCUUCAAGAUCUACAUCACAUGGGCCGAGGGGAACAGGCAGUGCAACCGAUUGAAGUUGGCCGACAUGUUGGCGAAGCCACACCAGAGACUCACCAAAUACCCCCUGCUGCUUAAAACGAUCCUAAAGAAAACAGACGACUCUGCAGCAAAAGCCUCUCUCCUGAGCAUGGUGGCCAGUGUGGAGGGCUUCAUCAACAGUGUGGACUCUAAGAUGCUGCAAAAGCAGGAGCAGCAGAAGCUGGCAGCCAUUUCAGCCCGAGUUGAGAACUACGAGCCAGUAGAGGGUGGCAGUGAGGAGGUGGAGAGGAUUCUAAAAGAGUUUAACCACAUGGACCUCACGGCCCCUAUGAUCGACGUCUCUUCAGAGGAGAUCAGACAGCUCCACCUAGAGGGAGCGCUACGCAUGAAAGAAGGCAAAGAGAGCAGGAUGGAAGUCCAUUGCUUCUUAUUUACCGACCUCCUCCUCAUCACGAAGCCUGUGAAGCGUUUAGAGAAGGUGAAAGUUAUCCGGCAGCCCCUUCUUCUUCAUAAUGUUGUAUGCAAGGAGCUGAAAGACCCAGGUUCUUUUGUUCUCAUCUACCUCAAUGAGUUCAAGAGUGCUGUGGCUGCCUACAUGUUCCAGGCCAACAGCGCCUCCCAGGGUCGAACCUGGAUUGACACAAUCAACAAAGUUAAGACUAAGCUGCAGCGUCUGCGUUGCGAUGUAGCUGGACGGCACCAGUCUGGACAAAAUCCAAUGCUAGAGAAAGAAGUGGAGGAGGAUGGAGGUGAGCAGAGCAGCAACUCUACUUCCAGCUCUCCACGCCUCCAAAAUAAAGGACAACUCAACAUAGGGAACUCAGACGGCUCCACAGAGACACUGUCUGUGAUGGAAACGGAGGAUUCAGGAGCAUGCUCGGAUCUGCAAACUGAUUCAGACACGCUGGCAUCCUCCCUCCUCAGCAGCGCUGAGCUCCAGCCCUCCCAGCAUGCCCAAGAGGGCUCGGAUCUUGACCCGGAGUUCUGCAGUCUGUCCAUGGACAGCGCCUACGGCACACUUUCCCCCGAGUUGCUGCUGGAUAUGCAAAUCCAGACGACCACCAGCGAGCAGGAGAGCGCAGAAGAGGAGGCCGAGGCAGACAGUGCCGAGGUGGCCACAGAGGACGAGGAAAAAGAGCCAGAAGAAGAGGAAGAGUCAGACGACAGGAGCUCAUCAGACUCGCGAAUCUCAAUAGCGACCCAUCUAAAACCCAGGCGACGCCCACCGGUCAAGUCUCGCACUCUUUGUCUCCAAAAGCUGCCGAAUAAGAGCCAUUCAGAGGACAACCUGCUGCAGCGGGUCAAUGGAGAGGACACGCAAGGCACAAGCGAAGACAUUGCACAGUGCCCGGACGCCCCUUACCAGCUGGGUCUGGAGUGGGCUGAAGGGCGGGGACACAGCCAGAGCUUGACCGAACUGAACCUAGAUAACACUGAGACGUCUCAACCGAAAGAGACGGAGAGGACGCAGAGCGAGCGUCUGGCACACAGCUUGCCGUCCUACGUGUUCAGGAACACACUGAGACGGCGUGGUUACAAACGGGACAAAAAGAAAGGCCUUAUCGACUGCAGCGGCUCAGAUGGAGAAAUCACACCCCCCGGAUCUCAGGAGGGAAACUGCGGUGCUUCGGAGGACGAGAUGGGCAGCGGGAAGAAAGCGGAUCAGCACAAGAAGCUUACGCUGUCGCAGCUGUACAGAAUACGCACAACACUGGUGCUUAACUCCACACUCACAGCCUCGGAAGUGUAGAAUCGGCCACUCCAUCACUCCGUCAGCAGCACCACCUUCAUGGCUGACCCGCUCAUCAGACGAAUGCACUCAAACCAAUGAACAGAACUCAUGAGCUUUUUGCACUUUUGUAAUAAUACAAGUAGCUUUAAUAAGGCAGGAGGCUAAGCUUUAGGACGGGAAAAAAGAUUCUUAAGCAAGAUGCAGAACAUGGAAACAUGGGGGAAAGGUUUCAGCCUACGUCUGGUCCAUUUGUGCACUUGGACCCGAUCAGAAGGGGGCGGGGGGAGACGACAAAGGAGUCGAAGGGUUCAAUUUAGAGCAUGCAGUGAAAUAAUGGCACCUUGGGUUUCCAGAAAUGUUACUGUUUUUCUGUGAGGUGUUUUCAGUCGAGUUAAAAAAAAAGAAGAGAAAUCUCUUACAGAUUUAGUUCAAUCUUUACACACUAUUCUAUGAUGGGGAAAUACCUCUGUUCUGGAGGUGAGAUUAAUUUGAUUUCAGGUUUGUGCUCGUCCACUUGAUAUCAGACUAUCCAGAUGACAUUUGUCCACGGUUCUCUGGGUGCUUAUGAGGCAAUGUGUGUUCAAAAAGCUACCAUAUAUGUGUUAGGAAAAGACUAAGCCAUACAGAGGUCAUAUUCAUGUGCAAAACCAAAAAAGUAGGCUGUAAUUACAUAAUUCAAAAGCAAUCUGUUAAUAGUUCACACUUUCACUGGUAUUGUCUUUGUGCGUUUGUUACUGGGUGUGAUGCUGACUGUGAUCAUAUAAUGCCAUCGAGAGUGAGUGAGAGCAUGUGUGUGUUAAAUUAUGACCUAAAAUACAUGCUGAAACCAAAAAUAUCUAUUUGAAGAUGGUAUUAAUGACUUGAGCAGCCAAUGAACAGGCUACAAGGACCAGCAUUAACAGCAAAGCAGCAGCCAUCACUUAUCAAUACAGUCUCAUUAUCUCCUGAAAAAAGCAGAUUCUUGAGAGUAGUUCUUAAUUCUUCAGUAUUAACAGCAUGAGACGAACUGAAGCUGCGUGAAAAGAAACGGUCAGGAUUCUAUACACGAAGCGCAUGUGGCAUGGAAACAAUUUUCAAAUUCAUUCAUCAUCAUUUUUUAUUUAUUUUUUUUUUUUACAAGAGUUUUGCUUUAAGACUGAACAACGUGGUCAGGUUUUACGUUUGGCAACUUUCAGGCGAAAGUCCUCACGUCUUUACUCCCAAACUCUAACAACGCAGUGUUGUCUACAUUUCCUACUCGUCCUAGAUUGAGUUUUAGGAUUAACAGAGAAUCAACCAGUCGCAGAUCAGCACUUAUUAGGAACGAGAUCAUUUAAGACACUGAACAUAUAGCAGGAUUUGGGUUUAGACUGAACUACCUGGUUUUCCUCAAACCUCACAUUAACAUUAGGGUUAUUUAUAAAAAGAACAAUCGACCUGCGUUCUUCUUACUAGUGUUUAACUACGGUCUGCCUAAUUUACUAAAGCAAGUCUUCAGAAAUGUACUAUUUGUAAAUUUGCCCAAAAUUAAUAUUGUGCAUUAAUUGUUUACUAAGGUUUUUUUUUUGUUGUUGUUGUUGUUGUUCAUAAUAUUUAUUAAGAUUGCUUUGUUUUUAUAUAUAAACCAUGGUUUGUAAAUGUAUUGUUGCUUAUUUCAUGACUGUCUUUUUUUGUUUUUCAGAUUGAAUAUGUUCAAAUGUAAUUUGUUUGAAUUUAAUAUGCUUACAACCAAAAAAAACCGUAUUCCCAGUGAUGGGGGUGGUCCUGCAUGUAAUAAAAAGGCAUCUGAUCUUAA